AUGCGUAUUUGUACAUCCGGUAGCUUCCGCCACACCGGCCAAGGCAUGGUUCUGUGCCGUAAUUACCGUACCGGUAAUCGAUUCAUUCCGGGUCGGUAACAGUUCUUGCCUGCACCACCAUGUCAUCCCAAUCUCCGUCUCAGCCACCUCCCUUCUCCGAUUUCGAGUAUGUAUUUGAUCCUGCUCUCGCAAGUCUAUCCCCUCCUCUACUUCCCAUCCCAUCAUCCGCAGACCUCUUCUCUCCGUCCGAAACAACUGAUCUGCUAGGAUUCCUGGACAACUUUAAUUGGGAUUUCGAAUCAGAUCCCGCUCUCACUGCGCCCUAUCCUGUGCAGCAAAGCGCGCGUGAUCUAGAUAAUUCGGGAGAAAUUAUGUCGCCGAUACUCCCAGAGCGAUCUGAGAUGCCAUCAGAUACUUCGAACGCCAGACCUUCAUCUUCAUCAUCCGCAACUUCGUCUUCUCCCUCGAAACAAGAUUCCACAGGCACGAAGCGCAAGAGAGCUUCUGCAGCCCCGUGUCAGACGGGGAGAGCCAAAGUCCUUCUAUCAACCCCUCAGAAAAGACUCAAUCAUAUCAUGUCAGAGCAAAAGCGUCGUAACGCCAUUCGUGAGGGAUACGCCCAGUUGAUAUCCCUUCUCGCCCCAGCUGGUGCACAGGCUAUUGAUAUGCCUACUAGGGGUAGACCAAAGGGCAGCGGUAGCAGGGGGAAGGGCCACAGCAAAGGCAAGAGCGGGGUCCUCUUUCGAACAGUUGAGUAUUGCCGGUGGCUCGAGGAAGGGAGGGAUGCUUUGAUGGAUGAAGUACUUCGUCUUGAAGCAGCCGCAGGCAUUGUCUACCCGUCUCCGUAGUAACGGGUAUGCACUUUAUUAAGACAACUUUCCGAAACCAAUAUAGAAAAUGCAUUCCCCUUAUUCACUGCCAGUUCAGGGUUACAGAACCCUGGCGGAAGCAUGUCCACAAAUUCCCAUUUUUUUGCUCGAGGCUGCAGCUGUUUAUAUUGUAUAUUGGUCGAAUUUCUCGACGUGAAUUGUAUUGUACCUUUCCAUAAUUCUUAUCAUGCCUUUCGACGUACUGCCACAUAAAUACACACAGUUUCUUUUUUAUUUAGGGACCGCAUAUUGAAUUGCGAUAUUCUGUCUGGCUACUGUGUUGUCCGCUUCCCACCUGCAGGUCGACAUAAAUCAAACACAAACUUGUCUUACAAAAGCCCGUGGUUUCAGAGUACAAUACCAGCGGCGUCAAAGCGCGUGUGUGCCAAGAUCCGCCUUGAUGCCAGCUAGUGUCUACA
Messenger RNA from Suillus discolor, 1288 nucleotides. RefSeq lists its product as uncharacterized. The transcript has 2 exons. The record is from RefSeq and is a predicted model, not a curated record. Gene Ontology annotation, molecular function: RNA polymerase II cis-regulatory region sequence-specific DNA binding; DNA-binding transcription factor activity, RNA polymerase II-specific; protein dimerization activity. Gene Ontology annotation, biological process: regulation of transcription by RNA polymerase II. NCBI's taxonomy places the organism in Eukaryota, Fungi, Basidiomycota, Agaricomycetes, Boletales, Suillaceae. The coding region runs from base 120 to 848 and encodes 242 amino acids.